AUGCAAUUUAUUCGCAACAGCCUCUCGUUCUCGUUCAACAGCAACCGAGGCAAUGGACAGUCGCCCGACGCAAAUGGCACAUCCAACGGAGCAAGCACAAACGUCCGUUCGACGGAUGACGAAAAGGUAGCACCGGCGCGAUCCGAAUCGAUCCUGAGCGAUCGGUCGCAGUAUGCGACGGUGCGAUCGAGGAUUGCGCCGGACCUUGGUAGCCCGCCGUCCGCGUACAGCACGCCGUUCCAGAGCCCAGUCAUCGCUAGCCGGGCUUUCCCGACGGUGGCCGCAGCAGCAUCAAAGCUUAACGGAAGUGAUCGGGAUGAUUCUGGCAACGGGACGACAAGCAAACAUGACCGCAGCAGCAAGGUGUACUUUAUCGAACCGGGACAGCUACAAGCGGAAUAUGAGCUGCCGGAACGGCCGGGUACGAGACGGGGUAGAAGCGUCGACAAUGGCAUCACAAAUCCCGCUUUCACCAACGAUACCGGGGCCACUGUGAUAAAUAUGUCCAGCACGCAGCCCAGUGUUAUUCGGGAACAAUACUGGACGUGGUCGUGUCGAUGUCACCGUGAGCUUACAAGCCGGGAGAAAGCCAUGAUUAUUGUGAUUUUCGUUCUAGUACUGGUCAUUGGAGGACUCGCGACGUAUUUGGGCAUUGUGGUGGAUAGUGAUGAUGGUAUUACUGGUGGCAUCCUUACUAGAGGGUUAACGCUUCAACCAGCGGUUCAUCAUUAGGACAAUAAGAAAUAUCAGUAAUAAUCGAUAAGCUUCUUCAGCAUUACGAUGCUAAAGAAAUAAGAUCAAAUUGUACUACAAAAAAGCAUUAGUCGGUAAUGAAUGCAACUAAAUCACACCCCACCUUGCUUGAAGGCUGCAUUUCACAUCCGUUUCUAUCUCAUGACGAUGCAAAACACCAAAAAUAUUUAACGAACUAACACGUUAGUCCGGCAGUUGUACCUUACUUUUGCUUUCAUAUAUAGUUUUACGUCACUUACUAUCGUGCGAUGCUGUAAGAUGAAGAUAGUAAACUGAAAAAAUGUUUUGCCAUUGAUAGGUUGAUAGGGUUGUUAAUUAUACUCCCUAGGAUAGUGAUAAAA
This is a messenger RNA of Anopheles nili, 1094 nucleotides long. RefSeq lists its product as uncharacterized. The coding region runs from base 1 to 732 and encodes 243 amino acids. The transcript has 3 exons. Lineage: Eukaryota; Metazoa; Arthropoda; Insecta; Diptera; Culicidae. The record is from RefSeq and is a predicted model, not a curated record.